UGGGAUUCUUUUUCGAAGCAGACGUGCGCUGGUGUUGGCGCGGCUGGGCGACUUGAAGUGUUUUGCAGAUAUCGUGGUUGCGGUGGCUUGAGUGUAAACCUUGAAAGCUCUGGCUGGAGAUGGAGUGGUGGCGGUGGGAGGAGGGGGACCAGCACGACGUAGAUAGAACCCAGAUAGUGGAGAGAGGCGGGCGGUGACUCAACAACCGUCAAAGGCACUAUGCAAUGGGUGGUGGUGGGGUGGAAGGGGAUCAAACCCAGCAAAUUUCUCCAUGCGCAACUUGUGGCAGGUUCCACAGCGUACGACACUCACCCCUCCUCUCUUUUCGAACAUGAUCACGGCUUUAGUCGAAAGAAAAAGCCCCUCUAGAGUCGGUAAACGGACUAGAGCAGGAUCCAAGUUCCAAGACGAAAAGAUUAGAGAUACGAUAGGGUAUAUUACUCACUUUCUUUCCGAACGCCAAGGUCCGCAGAAAGGCAAGACAACUAACGAGAUCAAUGCGAACCAGCCAGCCCCUUUCCCAGAUCCGAUCCGAAUCUCUCCCAAAAAAGAGUACCCUCCCAGUAGACCUACACAAACUCCGCCCUUAGUCAACACCAAUGCACCCAACACAUGAGGUAUAUACAUAAAAUUCCAGAAUCAUUACCAGCGGUCUUUUCU
Molecule: messenger RNA, 660 nt
Organism: Mytilinidion resinicola
Lineage: Eukaryota; Fungi; Ascomycota; Dothideomycetes; Mytilinidiales; Mytilinidiaceae
Exons: 1
Coding region: 272-616 (114 amino acids)
Source: RefSeq, a predicted model, not a curated record